This is a messenger RNA of Linum trigynum, 8870 nucleotides long. Lineage: Eukaryota; Viridiplantae; Streptophyta; Magnoliopsida; Malpighiales; Linaceae. The record is from the annotation of a GenBank genome assembly.
CGCUCUCAAAAUUGACUUCUUUUAAAAUUGACGCUCUCAUGCUCUCAUUCUCGCUCCCGCUCUCACUCUCGCUCCACGAACGUGCUUACUCACUCUCUCUCUAGACUCUAGAGCUUUGGACUAACCCAAGAAUUGAUUGAUUAUUCUAUUUGGGGUUUUGUCAUCGUUGAAAGUGGUUUCUGCUGUCUGUGUAGCCGUACGUAAGAUAAAGGAGGAGAGAAAAGUGGGUGACUUUUGUCUUCUUCUUCUUCUCCCAUUCUCAACUCGACUCUCAAGUACCUGUUGACACUCACUCGUCACGAGAAGACCUUUUUUCAUAUAAAAUAUAUUUUACAAUGUUCAUUGCCAUUAUCUUUUAGCUUCGAGAUAGAUGCAGUUGGUUGUUGGAAAAAUUUAAUAAAAGGGUUAUUUAUUAAUUAUUAUUAUUUCAAUUUUCCACCUUUUGUGGUUGCUUCUUUUCAAGGUUGUCAACCCGCGGGUUGACAACCUUGAAAAGAAGCAACCACAAAAGGUGGAAAAUUGAAAUAAUAAUAAUUAAAGCGGGUCGACCCACAUUGAUCCUGACCCGGUGAGAAAAACAGGCCGCACGCACCCGCCGGAUCAACUGCCACAAGGUACCGGGUUGGAGGUCAAAUUGUGUCAUUUUUUUCUUUGUUUUGCGAAAUGCGCCUAUUUUCCGAUUUUUCUUUUCGCCUAACUCAAUCUUUGGAAUCCUAAGUUGAACAUUUGAAUAUUAAUGUUAUAUAAGUGUGUGUGAAUUUUCACUAUAUGAUGAAUCUAAGUACGAAAUGUUAUUUUGGUGUAAUAUUAUAUGUUAUAACUCAUAUGUUAGAUGAGAUUUGAUAUAAUUUAUCAGGAUAAGUACAAUAUAAUGACGCUUUCCAUAUUUCCGGGCUAAAACGGGUGACCCAUUAACCAUUGACCCACUAGCUCAACCGGGUCCGGGUCAACCCGCAGGUUGACAACCUUGCUUCUUUUUCAUUCUUAUAUUUCCGAUCUGAAUAUAAUUAUUGAAUUAGUAGGCUAGUUUAUACAUUGUCAUCUUAAUUAUCACUAAUUUUUUGCCCUUUUGCUGCGGGAGAAACUAAUUAUAUUUAAAAUUUUAUCCACUUAUUUAAUGAUGUAGUAAUUCAUAAAAUUUGAGUAAGAUAUCACUAUAUGCUUAACGUAGUAUCUAAAUCAUUACGAAUGAAUUAUGUCAUAAGUUUGUUCAAGUGAUACAUAUGAAAUAUCUAUUACUCCAUAAGUUUAAGGUAAUAUAUUUGUAAUUUGCGUAACUGUUAAUGAAGGGUGUUAUGUAAUAUUCCAUAAUGCGUGGACUAAUAAUAAAAUUAAGUUAUGAAAAGUAUCACAUUUGAUUAAAUUAUCAUGUAAAAUGAACUAACAUUGUGAUAUAUUUUCAUAAUGUAUCUGUUAAUAAACUUUGUUAUGUAGAUCUUUCAUAAAUAUGGUCUAAUAAUAAAAUUAAUUUAUGUAAAAUGUCACAUUUGACUAAUAUGUCAUUUAAAAGCUAACUAACAUUAUGAAACCUUUUUCAUUCAAACUUAUAUUAUGAAGUACUUACAUAAUGAGUUUAUUUAAUUAAUACACAAUAAAUAACUAUCCUUUUAUAGCUACUAUGCAAGUUCUAAUCAUUACGGAGAACUUAUCUGUUGUGUAAUUGAUACAUAAGAAAUAACUAUCACUUCGUAAGAUUUUCAUAUUGUAUUCGUAAUGUACGUAACUCAUAUAGAGCAGUGUUACGUAAAUCUUUCAUAAUGUGUGGUCACUCGAUAAGAUUUAUAUAAGAACUUACGAUGAAAUUGUGUAUAGAUAAUACAAACUCUUGAGAACAGUAUCCAUUGAAUUUUUUUUUAAUUACCUUGUCCCUAUUUUUCGUAUAUUUAUAUAAGAACUUAUGAUAAAAAUUGGGUAUAUGUAAUAGAAACUCUUAUGGAUAGUACCCAUUGGAAUUUUUUAAUUACCUUGUUCCUACAACAGUAAACUAAUGCUUGGCAUGCUUGGCCUUUUAAUAUAAUAAUCUACGUAACUUUUAUAGAACAGUAUUACAUAAAUUUUUCAUAAUGUGUGGUUACUUCAUAAGAUUUACAUAUUGUAUUCGUAAUGUACCUAACUUUUAUUGAACAGUAUUGCGUAACUCUUUCGUAAUUUGUGGUCUAAUAAUAAAAUAAAGUUACAAAAAAUAUCAUAUAUGAAUAACAUUUAGUAUAUGGGAUUAAGUGUAGGAGAUAAAAUGCUAUGUAAAAAAAAAUGAUCUUGCAAAAUUAUUGUAUUAUGCAAAUAAAAAAGAGCUUACGGUGAAAUUGAGUAUAGUGAAUAGAAGCUCUUGUGAACAGUAAUUUAUGGUCUAAUAAUAAAAUAAAGUUGCAAAAAAUAUCAUGUUUGAAUAACAUUUAGUAUAUGGGAUUAAGUGUAGGAAAUAAAAUGCUACAUAAAAAUAAUUGAUCUUGCAAAAUUAUUGUAUUAUGCAAAUAAAAAAGAACUUACGAUAAAAUUGAGUAUAGGGAAAUAGAGGCUCUUGUGAACAGUACAACUGGGAUUUUUUUUAAUUACCUUUCCUACUUUUUCGUAUGCAACAGUAAAUGGUUACUUGGGCUUUUAAUAUAUCUGAUAGCUUUGUUUAUUCUGUAGAUGGUACUCUUUUGUAGUUUAGUUUCCUAGGGUGCAUGCAUGCAAUUAAUAAUGCAUGUUUAAUAGUAAAUAAUAAUGGGAUACCUGAUACAUAAUUAAGGGUAAAUGAUAUUCACAGAACAAAAAAUUAUCCAAAUAUUAUUUUAGUCAAGUUUGGAAGAACAUGCACGGUAUAGACAAAGUUUUCAGUUAGGAUAGGUCGGCAGAGGUGGUGGUUGGAUAUCAUAAUUUACGUAUGCAUUCGACAGCUGAGAUUAUUGUUUAUCAAGAGACUUUUACUUCUAUCAGCAUGAUAUUCGAAUUGGAGUAAAAAAAAUUAAGGUAAAUUCCAAUGAAAUGGUGCCUUGACGUAGGGGAGAGGAUGAAUUUGAAUUUGGAACUUGAUUCGAUAUAAACCCAACUCAUUAACACUUAGGUUACACAACUUUGUUGGGUUAUGAUACGACUAUAUUAAGGAAAAUUUGUAACACAUGUUUGAAAAUAUCCAUCAUUACAAUCUUAUUGAAGCUGGUAAAUAGAUGUCUCAAAGCUGAGUCUCUGUUAAAAUAGAUGGUCAAACUUGCAUAAAAAAAAGUGGGUAAAAAGUAGAAAAACAAAGUAAUUUUGGGUGAGAAGAUGGCAAAAGGACAGGAGAGAUGGCAGGCCUGCAACUAAUUAACAUUAAUGGGUAAAAAAAAAAAAAAAAAACUGUUGGUGAUGGUGCUGCCCAUGAUGUCUGCUGAUAAGACAUUUCAUUAUUCCUAUGGUUGUCUUGCCUUAUCAGAAAGAAGCCCAAAAGAGCUGAGCUGAACAAUAACGCGAGAGAAGAGAACUUACUCCAUAGUAAAUGCCUGCCAUGUAAAGAACAGAACAGUAACUUCUGUUUGAGGAGAGUCAAACAUUUUGAACGUGGUAAAGCAUAUGGAAGAAGGGUUAAAAAAGUUAAAACUUGAAAGUGGUGGAAAAAAAAAGCACUCUUGCUGAGUAAUCUCCGUGAUUCAUUAUAAUCGAUUUUUUUUAAUGAUUUUCAAAAGGCGGACUUAUGAUAUUGUUGUGUCAAUUAUUGUCAGCUUUUUUGCUUAUCCAUUCAGAUGCAUUUAUACGGUCGAAGUUGGAUGCGUUGUGGACUUGUGGUUGGCUCAAAUUAUGUUGCCGAUUUUUAAUUGUGUAUUUGCCUCUAGUAAGUAACCGCCUUUUUUCCAAAAUGUAAUUUAAGUUGCUUCUUGUAGAAAAAAUUGGUUAGGUCAAGUAAUUAAGCUAAACCCUAAUCUUCCCCUUGAAACCAACUUUCCUCUUUUUUCUUUCAUGGAUUCUUCCUCAUGUCAAAAGAUGUUUCUUCUGCCACCACCACCAUUUCCUCUUCUCUUCUUCCAUGGCCUGUAACCCUAGAAAAGUCUGACCCCAAAAACAAAAGAAAGUGACAAAAUUGUCACCACCAAGCUUCUUGGUGAUACUGUAAAAAAAAAAAAAAAACUUCUUGGUGAAUUGUGAAAUGCUGAUGAUAGCUUGAUGGACUAUAUAUGUCCUACUAAGUCCUAUCCUUUCCUCAAGUCAACUCCCCAUUCCCAAUUUUAUUCAACCAAAAAAAAAAAGUUUCUUUCUACCAGCCUUUUACACUACCCACUGACCACAUAGACAAAGAAAAGAUGCCCUUUGCUUAAUCAAAUAAUAAUUUAACCCUGAGAAAGUCAGCUGCAAUGCAACAGUCUUUCCUUCAGUUAUUAAUUUAUUUCUCUUAUCAUGAUUAUGAUUUAAUAAUACUAAUCACCUUUUUGGCUGUUUCCCAACUUAAACAAACUAGCAUAAGAUUGGCAGAGAUACCCAAAAACUUGUCUCCUCCAUUUUCUUUUUUUUUUCCUUUUAACCAUAAUUGAUCUAAGUGCAUUAGUUAAAAUGAUCUUACGUUUAAAUCACGAAAUUUAAAAUUUACUCUCAUAACACCAUACUGUAAUCUCUAAUCUUAAAAAUUUUAGUCGCCAUUCACUAGCAUUCAUUUCCUAUGAUACAAUAUAGAAUUACAAAUACUCAAUUAUAAACUUAUCGUUGUAAUGAUAAUUAAAUAAAUUUAUAACAUUAAAAAACACUUCUAUAUUACAAGUAAAAUCGUAAAUAACUUUUCGUAUAAAUGAUCACAUAUUAUUGACUAAAUGUUAAAAUGAUUUUCAACGAAUCGUAUUAUCGAAAUAAUAUAAACUCAAAAUUUGUCAAUGUUAUUAUCAUUUAUUUUUAGUUCACAAUUCCCAACAACACAUCUCUCUCACUCUCCCACUGUUCACUCUUCACUCUCUUCACUGCUACUAUAUACACAAAGCACAAGAGCAGAGCCAAAAGCAAAAACCCUUUCUUUCUUACUCUCUCAGUUCUUGGUUCUUCAAUGGCUACCAAAAUCUCAACCUGCAUUCCCUUUCUUCUAUCCCUAACUUUCACAUUUGCAGCUCUCACUUCAUCCACAACUGAAACUGACAUUCUCCUCACAUUCAAGAGCUCCAUUAAAGACCCAAGCAACUCUCUCUCCACUUGGUCCCCCGCCUCGCCGGAUCAUCACUGUAACUGGACCGGAAUCACCUGCUCCGCCCCUCCUUCAGCCACAGUGACCGGCGUCAACCUCCAAAGUUUCAAUCUUUCCGGCGAAAUCUCGGCUUCCAUCUGUCAGUUGCCCAAAUUGACUAUUCUUGACCUCGCUGACAAUCUCUUCAACCAGCCAAUCCCACUCCAGCUCUCUGCUUGUACUUCACUGGAGACUCUGAAUCUCAGCAACAAUCUCAUUUGGGGCACUAUCCCGGACCAGAUUUCUCGGUUCAAGUCACUGAAGGUUGUGGAUUUGAGCAGGAAUCAUGUGGAGGGGCGGAUUCCGGAAGCCAUUGGUGGGUUGAUCAACUUGAGGACGCUCAAUUUGGGGAGCAACUUGCUUUCUGGUAAUGUACCUAGCGCGUUCGAAAAUUUGACUGAGCUAGUUUAUCUUGAUUUGUCUCAAAAUAGCUAUUUGGUGAGUGAGAUUCCUAGUGGGAUUGGGAAGCUUGAGAAGCUUGAGCAGAUUCUGCUGCAAAGUUCUGGUUUUUAUGGCCAGGUUCCUGAUUCCGUUGUGGGUUUGCAGAGUUUGGUCAUUUUGGACCUGUCUCAGAACAAUCUUAGUGGUGUGUUCCCUCAAAAGUUUGGUUCUUCUCUCAAGAACCUUGUUUCUUUCGAUGUUUCUCAGAACAAGCUUUUGGGUUCAUUUCCAGAGGGUUUGUGCAAUCCCAAAGGGCUUAUAAAUCUCAGCCUUCAUACCAAUUCCUUUGAUGGGACUUUACCUAGUACCUCCAUUGAUCAGUGCUUGAAUCUGGAGAGGUUUCAAGUUCAGAAUAAUGGCUUCUCUGGCGAUUUCCCAGAUGGGUUGUGGUCAUUGAGCAAGAUUAAGCUGAUUAGAGCUGAAAACAACAGAUUUUCUGGCAGGAUACCUGACUCCAUAUCCGAAGCUGCUCAACUCGAGCAAGUUCAGAUAGAUAACAACAGCUUCAGCAGCGAAAUCCCAGCUGCUCUCGGGUCGGUAAAGACCUUGUACAGAUUCUCAGCUUCCCUCAAUGAUCUCUAUGGUGAAUUACCCCCAAGCUUUUGUGAUUCUCCUGUAAUGAGCAUCAUGAACCUCUCCCACAACUCUCUUUCUGGCCCAAUUCCACAGCUGAAGAAUUGCAGGAAGCUAGUUUCACUGUCACUGGCAGAGAACAGUCUCACGGGGGAAAUCCCAGCUUCCCUUGCUAACCUGCCAGUACUAACGUACCUCGACCUGUCUAACAACAAUCUCACUGGCUCGAUCCCUCAAGGGCUUCAGAACUUGAAGCUUGCUCUCUUCAACGUGUCCUAUAACCGGUUGUCCGGUAGAGUGCCUCCAGCUCUCAUCUCGGGCCUGCCUGCUUCUUUCAUGGAAGGAAAUCCCAACCUUUGUGGUCCUGGAUUGCCCACACCUUGUUCAGAUGAGCUUGCCAGAGGCCAUAAUCACAAUCGACAUAGUGCUGUGGCAUUUGCCCUUAUCACGAUAUCAUUUGGUGUUGUUAUUUUACUCGUUGCAGCUGGAAUUUUCACUUACCAUCGAUCUUUUCAUCGGAAAGCUCAAAAGGGAGGUUGGCAUUCUGUGUUCUUUUAUCCUCUAAGGAUCACUGAGCAAGACCUAAUCAUGGCAAUGAAUGAGAAAAGUGCGAUGGGCAGCGGUGGAGGAGCUUAUGGUAGAGUUUAUGCUGUGACACUACCUAGUGGCGAGCUUGUUGCUGUCAAGAAGCUUGUGAACAUUGGGAACCAGUCUUCAAAAUCACUGAAAGCUGAAGUGAAGACACUGGCCAAGAUCAGACACAAGAACAUUGUGAAAGUUCUUGGGUUUUGCCAUUCGGAUGAAUCGAUCUUUCUGAUCUAUGAGCACUUGGAGAAGAGAAGUUUAGGGGAUAUGAUCAAGAGACCUGAUUUCCUGUUGCAGUGGAGUUCAAGAUUGAGGAUUGCCAUUGGAGUUGCUCAAGGACUAGCUUACCUCCACAAGGACUACAUCCCACAUUUACUACACCGAAAUGUCAAGUCCAACAACAUUCUUCUGGAUGCUGAUUGUGAACCAAAGCUCACAGAUUUCGGUCUCGAUAGAGUCGUGGGAGAAACCGCUUUUCAGUCGACCAUAGCUUCGGAGUAUGCGCCUUCCUGUUACAUUCCUCCUGAACAUGGAUACAGCAAGAGAGCAACUGAGCAAAUGGACGUGUACAGCUACGGAGUGGUGCUCCUGGAGCUCAUAUCAGGAAGACAAGCUGAGCAAGAUUGCUCAGGAGGUGGAGAUUUUGUAGACAUCCUGAAAUGGGUUCGAAGGAAGAUCAACAUAGCUAAUGGAGCUAUCCAAGUUCUGGACCCCAAGAUAUCAAACUCUUCCCAGCAAGAAAUGCUGGCAGCUCUUGACAUUGCCCUUUGUUGCACUUCGGCGGCACCUGAGAAACGGCCAUCGAUGUACGAGGUUGUUAGAGCAUUGCAGUCCUUGAGCACUAGGAGGGUCCAAAUUCCCGAAACAGCAGAGGAACCCGACGAUGUCCCAGUUUGAGAAAUGGACAUCAACAAAGGGUUGCUGCUUUUGAGAGUUCUGUUAUCGGCCCUUGUUAUUACUUGUAUCUGUAAAUGAUUCACAUUUGAGCUCGCUGCCCUAUCAUAUGUUGUCGAGAAUAGAGAAGAAAAUGUGAUGUUCAUUGUAUAUUAUAUGAUCUGCCAGAACUUGAUAGGGGACUUCUAUAGGGACCCUAGAGCACUUCCUUCUUUAUGUUCUGUAUUAUUGUGUACACAAAGCUGAAGAUCCAAGAAUGAAACUUUUGGCGUGGUAGAUCAUGGUGCGUGUAUUAACAUGACACUUAUGUAUGUUUAAAAUAAGUUUGGUUUCAAAGGUCUUCUGAUUGACAAUAUUUUGGUUGAGAUUUGUAUGCUAUAUAAAUGUUGUGAUUCUAGAGAUAAAGGAAGACCAAAAUGUUCAUUUCGUCCCCUUCUUAAUUUGGCUAAUGAAAAUAAUUAGAGCUAUAAAGAUUGAUGUCUAGACUGUGAGGUUUAAUGUGUACCAGUCAAGUAUAUUAUCCAGAAAGGUACACCCAAACAAAAAUAAAGUAAAAACCAUAUCUUUGCCUCUUGAAGUAAGCACUGAGGGUUGAGACCCGGUGACAACCCUUUUGGUAGCUCUAUCAUUCCAUCCGGAAACGCUAUCAGAUGGAGUGGUACGCUACUAGAGUGUGGUUGUGAAAAUGACACCCCCUAAAGGGUUGUCACGAGAUCUCAUCUCAAACGGUGAAGAGUAAAUAUUUUUACCUACCGUAAUGUCAUAUUCUUUGAUAUCUAAACAAGAACAAGAGGUACUCAAGGUAAUAUGACAACAUAUUUGAAAAACACAGAGGACUUAGAAUAGAAAUCCUAAGUGGGCAAAGCACUAGGACUUCUUUAGAAGUUGACAAUCUUGAUACUACUCUCACAAACACGCUUCACUUUGGAGUUCGAAAAGAAUGGCAAACUAUUAAAUAGUUGCUUACCUCACCAAGAAAAUUCAUUUUUCUUGAUAACUUUCUAAAACAUCAUCCAUCAAUGAAAAGGUAAGUUCGAAAAGAAUAAAAUAACAUUUAUAUACUUACGCAAAUCACAACUUUCCUUUAUUUUAUAUGGCAAAUUAUAUAAUUAAAUUAUGACACUCUCCUCGCCCGCCCGGGGUGAUUAUGUAAUCUGACACUUCGCAAAUUUAAGGCAACAAAUCGAACUCUUUUGCAAAAUAUAACAUUCUUACUAUC